GUUGAGGAGGCGUAGGUAGCCGCGGCUAGCACUUGAUGAAGUUUGGGGUGAGAAGAAUCACAGCAACUUCUUUGGGUCUUAACGAUGAGUGACCUUUAACUCUGCAAAUGCUUGAAUCAAGGGAAAGAAUAGACUCAACCCCCAAAUACAAACAUCGGUCUUUUAGACUGGAAACUAGUCGGGCUCGGAGCCAGUACCAGCAAUGCCUGUAAGAAAGCAUCCCUACAGGCUGCAGCCUAGCUACGCCAGUUGAAAUCAACGACCACUACAUGCGUCUCUUGUCCAGAGGAUGUGCUGCUGAUUGCACGCAACAUCUCACCCCCCACCAAAACGUGAUUAACGUUGAGUGUGAGCCAGCGUGCAGAGUGAAUAAUGGUGGCAAAAAAUGGUGCUUGAAUUUAGCAUCCUGGUGCAGUGUGUGCCAAAAGGGGCGAGGUUUCCGAAAAGUCUAACAGCCGACUGAUAGUCUGCUGCCGAAAAAUGGAUGCCAAGUUAAAAGAAGACCUGUUCCGGAGGUACGUGACGGCACUAGAGAGGCGCCUGGAGGAGGGAGGGGAAUACUCUUGGAUUGGAAAUGCACCAGAGUGGGACAAAAGCAGAUACAAGGACAGUGAGUCUCUGCUCUCCACAGCCACGGCACUGCUCGGAGCCUACCAGCCAGAUCCGGCACAACGUUUCCACAUGGUGCGUUUCUACGAAUUGGUGGAGAACUCGCUCCGCUGCCAGAGAGGGAGCAACCUCAGGAGCCUGGAGAGAGCCUUCCGUACCCUGGAAACCAUCUGUACCAACCUCCUGCUCUUCCCUUGGAAGAAGGAGUUCAGAUGUAUAAAGACCUUCACCGGCCCAUACGUGUACCAUCUGCAGUCAGCCAUUACCGAAGCUGAACUCCGCUCCCUAAUGCGCACCAUUGGCUACACAUGUGACCAUGAUUUGCAGUUCCAUUUGCAGGAGCACCCAGGAGGAGCGAAUCAUCUCCGCCAGUUGGCGUUUGAGCUCUUCCUGGCCCAGGCAGAGUGUCGCCUUCUGGGAGAAGUAGUGGCUCUAGCCCGUGGCUCAGCCUCCGAGCUGGAGGCCCUGGAGCUUCGCAGAGGCUGCAGGGACGACGCGGCUGGCUGUGCAGAGGCGCUCCGCAGACGUGACAGCCUCGGGGCGGAUAUGGUCCGGCUGUCUGUACGGCCGCUGGAUAUAGAGAGGCCUCACGCUCACCACCUCAGGCGAGGAAGCCGACCGUCGAAGUCUGUGGAUGUUACAGAUGGAGCUGGUCACUGGCACGCAGCAGUUAGCAAGCCUGUCUUAAAGGCCUCAUUGAGCUUGAGGAAGGAGCCUCUGUUUGUGGAUGCAGAGGAGGAUAUGAAGGAUGAGAUCCUCAGGCCCAGCAACUCAGCAUCUCUCUGCUCUGUGGUUGCUCCACCUUCCUUCAGCCCGGUCGCAGAUUUCUUUCCAAUUCAGUCACCUCCUCCGGCUGAUGUUUACACUUCCUACCACCUGUCGUCUUUGGAUGAGAUUGACUUGUACACUGAGCGGGGAGGCGCCGGGACAGGAGGGCGACAGACUCCCUCCCGACCUCCGUCUAGAGAGCCUCGGGAUGCAAGGGACGGCUGGCUGCUCAAAGCCCAUGGCAGUGUGAAGUGUCAGGGUUGCGGACUUGGCUGCUCAUCUAUGGCAUCCUGCCAGAGGUGUGACAUGAUCCUCUGUGCCGCCUGUCACGAUGUGGACCCCUCCCCCUGCUGUGGCCUCCAGGACUACCACCCCAAAUCCCCACGCCCUCUGGACGGAUACAUCCCUGUCAAGGACAAGCUCUCCGUCUACUCCAACACCCACUCGCACUCUCAUCUCCACCCGCACCCCCUCACACUGACUCACUCGCACUCUCACCCCCACCCUCAGCCCCAGAUGGUGGAGAAGCCCCUCUUGUCCACGAAGCUGUUCCCAAGCAAGUCUGUCGCCUUGACAACACCGAAGGGAGGUAGCAGCGAGCGAAUGAGCAUGGGGGGAUCGCGGUGCGGGUUCUGCAACAAGCCAGGUGCAUCGCACACCUGCGUGAACUGCUCCAAGGUGUCAUGUGACUCAUGCAUGGGCCUGUAUGCGAAGGAUAUCUGCACACGAAAGAAUCCCCAGCACAGCUUUGUGCCCAACCAUCAGCUCAACUUCAAAUCUGGCACUAUAUCUCACCUGGUGUACCGAUGAAUCAAGCCGACAGAUUUCUUUUCUUUCUCCCUUAAACCCGUGGUGUAGUGUUAGUACACUUACACUUUUGCUUUCAGCUCCAUCACCAUAACUCAUUCACCAUCUUGCCCUUUAUCUGAUGGACUUUUGUUUUUGCUCUCUCAUAACAUUCUCUUGAACUUUGUACAUUUUCUCUUACUAUCAGUAGGACUCUGGUAUGCACAUGCCACAGAGAGCCAUAUCGCGUGCCCAUCUCUCUGCCUUGUACAAGUUCAGGCCUUUUAUAUCUAUUUCUUCUUCCUUCUUCCUGUCCCUUGCUACCUGCUCUUGAGUAGUCAUGUGAUGUUGUAGCGCUUCCCAAAUCCUUCAAAUUUUUGUCCGUUUUAAAAGGGAAUCUAGGGGAAAAAAGAGAAUUUUUAUGUCGUCUCAUCUUGAAUGAAUUCCGUCCAAAUGAACAUAUUUACUUUGCCUAACUUCUCAGCUAAAGAUUCCUCUAAUAUAUAAAUAAGUAUAUAUAUAUAAAUAUAUAUAUAUAUAAAAAUAUAUACGCACACGAUAUGUGUGUGUGUGAGAGUGUGCGUGAGAGUGUGCGUGUGUGUAGAAAAGACAUUUGGAGCUUGCAUUAUGACAAAGCAGAUCUUUUUAAACUUGAAAAUAGUAAGAUAAAAAAACAGAUAAAACAUACACUGGAAGUCAGUAAAGUGGAUAGUAUAUAUUUUUUAAUCUAUUCUCUAGAACAAUGUGAGACUGUUAAAUGGGCAUGAGGUCUGACAUCAGUGUUUUGGGAUAUGAACUUGUGUUUCUUGGGGUUCGGGGAGGGCAAUAUCUCAACGGGACAUGUUCAGGUCAGACACCAUAUAUUCUAUUUAAAUGACCAUGCUUUUGUAAAUCAACCCCUCUAUAGUUUGUGGUUAUAUGGACUGAGGUUAAAAAAACAACAACGCUGCUCUUGACUUGGGAUAUUGAAGAAUUGCGGUGUGUUGGCUUUAUUCUGAUAAGUAGAUCGUUGAGUUGUGUCAUUUCCAAGCCCCUC
This is a messenger RNA of Solea senegalensis (Senegalese sole), 3199 nucleotides long. It is a transcript of the gene spata2, whose product is annotated as spermatogenesis associated 2. Bases 481 to 2187 code for a protein of 568 amino acids. The record is from RefSeq and is a predicted model, not a curated record. The transcript has 3 exons. Gene Ontology annotation, biological process: protein linear deubiquitination; regulation of necroptotic process; protein K63-linked deubiquitination. Gene Ontology annotation, cellular component: cytoplasm. Lineage: Eukaryota; Metazoa; Chordata; Actinopteri; Pleuronectiformes; Soleidae.